Xenopus laevis (African clawed frog) is the source of this 1795-nucleotide messenger RNA. RefSeq names its product protein RIC-3-like (gene ric3.L). The coding region runs from base 13 to 996 and encodes 327 amino acids. The transcript is spliced from 6 exons. The record is from RefSeq and is a predicted model, not a curated record. Lineage: Eukaryota; Metazoa; Chordata; Amphibia; Anura; Pipidae.
UUGGCUCUCGAGAUGCAGCAGCUGCCAGUGAUUCUCUCCUGUCUCACAUCUUCCUCUGUAGCUGCAGAUAAAAUGUCUCUGUCCACGGUCCAGAAGGUGGUUCUGUUAUCGUGUCUGGUUCUGUGUGUGUCUCUGCUGCUGCCCAGAGCCUCUAUAUCCAGAGGGAAGCAAAGUGCACAGGAGGGGAACUCUGGGCUCUUUCAGGCAUCAGGGCAACACUUGAAACCCACAGAUGGCCGCUCCGGUGGUGGCCACUUCUCCAGGUCUCAUGGGGCAGAAGUGAUGCCGAAAUCUAAGGGAGGUGCAGGCGGAGGAGGAGGAGGAGGAGGGGGCACCAGACCAAGCCUCGUGGGGCAGAUUAUUCCAAUUUAUGGAUUUGGGAUUCUUCUCUAUAUCCUUUAUAUCCUAUUUAAGCUUUCAUCAAAAGGCAAAAAUACAAAGUUGGAACCCAACACCCAGUCUGUUGCCAACAGAAACCUGAAGAAGAAAAUCAAUUACUACGAGCUCAGCCAACUCCAAGAUAAACUAAAGGAAACUGAAGAAGCAAUGGAAAAGAUUAUCUCCCGCUUGGGGCCCAACUGUGAAAGUGCUGACAACAUGAGCUCCAAUGAAGAAAUUCAUCUGCUCCAAGGCUUAGAGGAGAUCACCAGGGUGAUGAAGGAGGGUAAAUUCCUGGAUGGAAUUACUCCUGAAAAAGAAGCAGAAGAAGCUCCAUACAUGCAAGACUGGGAAGGUUACCCAGAAGAGACCUAUCCUGUUUAUGACCCUUCAGACUGCAAACAAACCCAGCAGACUAUCCUGGUUGACUUCUCUGUGCUGAACCAAAUGUCGGUGGAACAGACUGCAGAGCAGAUGGGAUAUGAUGAGGAUGAUGAUCAGGAAUAUGCUGCUGAGAAUGUGGAACCUAGUUGCAAUGACAGUUUGGAGGUUGGACAUGUGACUGUCUCAGCCCAAAACAAAACUCCCAUCAUUUAUGGUAUCAGGAGAAGAAAAUGAAUCAUCUGGGACUAUGCUGGGGUCUAAUCAAGAUGGAACUGGAACUUUAAGGAAACGGAACACAAAGGGCAUAGAGUACUUAUUGCUUUAUGGACAAAGGUUUGAGAUGCCUGCUGAACUGUAUUAAUACAUGCCCAGGUUGGUGAUAGUAUGGAAAUAUCCACCAUCUGCCUGGCUAUGGUGGUCCAACUGCCCAUGUUCUUGGGCUCUAAGGAAACAUGCCAGUACCAUUUUGACAAAGUGAGAGAGAAAUAAUAAUUCAAUGACUGGAUCCACAGCUAUGAGAAUGGACUAGGCCUUCAAGAUCACUGCCAUCAUUCCUGCUAAAGAGGAACAGGCUACUCAACGUGUGCAUUGAUCAAGGAAUGGUCUGGAUUUAUUGGGGAAGGGGCACCAGGUCACUAUUAACUUUUAAACGGAAAUGCUGUUGUGUAUUUGAUAUUAUCAGGGUCACUAAUGGGUACAAUUAUUACAUGGGGAGCACUGGCACUAAACUGUAGUUACAGUAUGUCAUGAAAUGAGUAUUCCUUGUUCUGUUAGUCUCCUUAAAAUAACUGAGAGCUACCUGGUUUUCCUUGUCUUCUGGAAGUAACAAAAUGUUUAGCAGUAGUUGUAAUUCCCAUUAUACACAAAACUGGACCUACUAUAUAAUUUCUUCUUGUGGAUAUGACUUCUCAUUUGUGUUUUUUAGGCUAGCUGCACCUCAUAGCAAAUAUACUAUGCUUAUCAUUUUAGCUAUAGCUACAAAUUGAGAGUAUUUGAACUCUGUGUAAACAGCUCCUUAUAAACCAUCAUAUUA